AUGAGGCAGACGUCUGAGAUGACACCGUUGGUGCCCGAGAGCACCCGUUUGCGUCGCAGGUUCGCGCUCCGUCCGACCAUCACUCACUUCUUGCUGCUCACGAUCGUUGGCUUCUCCCUCUUGUUCGUGCUCGUCGUGCACGAGACGUGGCCAAUAUCAACUGUGACGAACCUCAAAGGCACGAUAAAGUUUGACGAGGUUUUCUGCGGACCCGCGAGCCAUGAGACGGGGUACCUCAAGCUCCCGAAUACAGAUAACGACCACUAUUUCUAUUGGUUCGUGGAAUCUCAGACCGCGCCGCAGAAAGACCCUCUGGUCCUCUGGCUUACUGGAGGGCCAGGCUGUUCCAGUCUGAUGGCCAUAUUGGCUGAAAAUGGGCCCUGUCGAGUCCAAUCAGAUCUGUCUACGGUAAUCAAUCCCUCGGCUUGGAACAAUCAAGCCAAUGACAAGGACUCAAACGAGGUCGACGUGGCUGAAAACAUCUGCUGGUUCCUGCAGGCGUUUUUCAAGAAACACCCCGACUUGAAUGACCGCGAAUUCUUUUUGACUAGUGAUAGCUUCGGUGGUCACUAUGUGCCUGCAACUACUAGUCACAUUUUGAAGGCCAAUAUGCUUCAGCACUUGCAUCCGAACGCUAGUUAUAUCAACUUAGCAGGGAUUGCAAUUGGCAACGGACUGACGGACCCAGCAGUGCAAUACCAGCACAGUGUCGACAUGGCAUUUAAAUCGUACAACGUGACGCUGCUGCAAGCAGAAUCUAUUGAAGGUGUGCGUAAAGCUCAGCCAGUGUGCCAUAAGCUCAAUUUAAAGUGUCAGAGAGGCCAUCAAGUAAACGGAGCACCUUUGUUUGGGGUGCCACGUAACUUUAAGUACACUGGUACGUGCAGAGGAAGCUAA
Peronospora matthiolae is the source of this 897-nucleotide messenger RNA. Lineage: Eukaryota; Oomycota; Peronosporomycetes; Peronosporales; Peronosporaceae. The record is from the annotation of a GenBank genome assembly.